AUGAUAUGCAUUUUUCUUAUUGUUCAAGGUGUUUGUGGUCUCGUCGUGGUCUUAGUUUAUAUCACUGUAGCCGUUGCUAACUGCAAUCCAAUCAAUACAACUUUUCCGUUGCAACUAAAUGGAAAUGUUGUCAAGUGCAUCUUUGUUGUCACCUAUUGGCUUCUUACAUUUUCUAUUGCUUGGUUUGCCAUUGGUCACAUUUGGAUAUUUCGAAAAACAAAUGUAUCGAGUAAAGGACAAUUUUGCGAGACAAACGUUUCAACAGUUAGUAUUAUAAUCUUACUAUAUGGAUAUAUUCUUGGAAUUUGGUAUAUUGGUUUCAGUAUAUGGAAUAAUGCAUCAAUUUUACGUUGGCUUCAAAACAUAAUACGACAGCGACUCGAACAUAAUUUAAUAUCAAGUUUUUUAUUUUCAAAUGAAAAACAAUUAAUACUUGUACCAUCCGUUGCUUUUCGUCAUCGUUCAAAUAAUAGUACAAAUCCUUCGGAUGAUUGGAUGCUCUAUGCUCAAGGGUGGUUUUUUGAAGAAAAUGGUAUUCGUGCAAAAUUUAUAAGAUCAAUAAUUUCACCAUUUGUUGAUAAUAUAGAUAAAAAACGUAUUUCUUAUUUUACUGGUAGUGGAAAAAAACAUAAAUCAUUAUGUAUUGAUGGUUUAACAUAUGAAAUGUGUACAAAAACUGACGCACAUGGUUUAAUUAAAAAACAAUUUCAAAUAUCAAAUAAUGAUAUUAAACAACUACGUAUUCCAGGUGGAAAAUAUGGAAAAAUUGAAUAUUCUGUAUCAGCAUUAAAACAAAAUAUGAAAACAAAAGGUGAAAUUUUCUUAUGUGAUGAUAAUGGUAUAUCAAUUAUUAGUGAUAUUGAUGAUACAAUAAAAAUAACAGGUGUAACGAGUAUUCGUUCUGUACUUCGAAAUACAUUUGCUGGAACAUUUCAUGCAGUUGCUGGUAUGUCAGAACGAUAUCGUCAUUAUGAAUCAUAUUAUAAUGCUACAUUUCAUUAUUUAACUGCAUCACCUGAUCAAUUAUAUCCAUUUUUACGUGAAUUUCUUGAUCGUGAACAAUUUCCAUUGGGUUCUUAUCAUAUGAGACAUUUUUCAUGGUUUGAUAUAGAUUUUUUUCAAUUUUUCUUAUCAAAAUCAUUUAUAAAACAAAAGACAAGUAUUUUAAAUAUGUUUAUUCAAGAAACAUAUUCAAGAAAAUUUAUUUUAUUUGGAGAUAUUUUUCAAAAAGAUCCAGAAAUUUAUGCAGAUAUUUAUCGAAAAUAUCCAGAAAGAAUUUUAAAAAUAUUUAUACGUGUUUCACAACUUAACGAACCAAAUCGUUUAAAUAAAGUCUUUCAACAAAUACCAAAAUCAAAAUGGGAUAUAUUUGUUGAUGGAUUUGAUUUACCUGAACAUUUUUUUUGA
This is a messenger RNA of Adineta steineri, 1407 nucleotides long. The record is from the annotation of a GenBank genome assembly. NCBI's taxonomy places the organism in Eukaryota, Metazoa, Rotifera, Eurotatoria, Adinetida, Adinetidae.